AAAUCCAGCAUUCGUGUGGGAGAGAGGGAGUGUGUGGAGAUGCUCUGUGUGAAAGUUCCCGGAUGAAGGUGUAACGCCAUCUUUACUCCACCAUUCAAGCCGCAGCUGUUGCUCUCGUAGGGGCCUGCCGGUGAACUCGCACUCCUCCUUCGCUCCCAAUCUCACAAAACACGCUCGCCGCGCGCUGUCCAACAUGGGUGACCGGGAGGAUUUGGUGUACCAAGCCAAACUCGCCGAGCAGGCGGAGAGAUACGAUGAAAUGGUCGACUCCAUGAAGAAGGUGGCUGGGAUGGAUGUUGAGCUAACAGUUGAAGAGAGAAACCUGCUCUCGGUGGCCUACAAGAACGUUAUUGGGGCAAGAAGAGCAUCCUGGAGGAUAAUCAGUAGUAUUGAGCAGAAAGAGGAGAAUAAGGGUGGAGAGGACAAAUUGAAAAUGAUUCGGGAAUAUAGACAAACAGUUGAGAAUGAAUUGAAAUCAAUCUGCAAUGACAUCCUCGAUGUGUUGGACAAGCACCUAAUCCCAGCUGCAAAUUCAGGAGAGUCCAAGGUCUUCUACUACAAAAUGAAGGGUGAUUACCACAGGUAUCUCGCUGAGUUUGCCACAGGAAACGACAGGAAGGAGGCUGCAGAAAACAGUUUGGUUGCAUACAAAGCUGCUAGUGAUAUUGCAAUGACAGACCUUCAGCCUACACACCCCAUUCGCUUGGGUCUGGCUCUUAAUUUCUCCGUAUUCUACUAUGAAAUCCUCAACUCUCCCGACCGUGCAUGCAGGUUGGCAAAGGCGGCAUUUGACGAUGCUAUUGCUGAACUGGACACAUUGAGUGAAGAAAGCUACAAGGACUCGACACUCAUCAUGCAAUUGUUACGUGAUAACCUGACACUAUGGACUUCAGAUAUGCAGGGAGACGGUGAGGAACAGAAUAAAGAGGCGCUGCAAGAUGUGGAGGAUGAAAACCAAUGAGACAACACAGCCAAUAUGAGACUCCACCCCCUCUCCCUCCCCCUCCCCUCCCCUCCCCCAGACCCCACUCACAAAGGGAGCCACCAUGCCCAACCUUAUGAGUGGCACUCAACAGCUUGAUGCCUCCCAGUUUUCUCUCCCUUUGUUUGAUUUUUAAUAUUAUUCUGUUUUAUUAGCCCUUAAAUUGAAAUAAAAUAUACCACUCAUGAAACCAACUUCAAUUAUGAUUUUUGAAUGAUCAGAACUUAAAUACUUCUUUGAGUAUUUUUUUUCUUGUCCUGGUACAACAUUUGUCCUUUUUUUUUAUGUUCAUUUGCUUUAUUUCUCAACAUUUUUAUCAGUUGCUGGAUAUAUUUUGAGUUUUUCUUAAUGUAAUUACAGAAAUUAACUUUUAUUACUGUUACUGAUGUCUACUAUUAGUUGUUUGAGCUGUAAUAUUUCUGUGUUAGUGCAAUUAUAAAAUGCAGUUAAAGAAAACAAUUAAACCUUUAAAAGGGCAAGUCUAAACAAAGUGCUCUUUUUGUUAAUUUAGUUUUUCAGAGAAAGUCGAAGCAAAUUUCUUGAUAUCCAUGUGGAGCAAAAUGCUUAACAUCACCAAGUAGUAGUUAUGUAGUAACAUUUGCCAGUGGUCUGGACUGUAAUUUGUGCUAAAAUACUGUAUUGCUCACAUAGGCUGAUGAUGAUGAUAGUGGGUGGAUGGAUGGCUGCAGCUCUAUAAAUCUGAAGGAGCCUUGUUGCUUUUAGAACUAAGACAAAUGCAGGUCUCCAUUUGGCUGUCUCAAAAAGAAAAAAAAAAGCACUAAUAAAGUUGAUUUUAAGCCUGCAUGAGUUACAUGAAAUAGUCUAUUUUUCUUCUCCCCUCUGAAUCUACAAUGCAUAUCAUUUCUUCUGUACUUUGUUAACUUGAAACUAGUUUGUACUACUGGAUAUCUGACUGGAACCACAGACGUAGAAUCUGUAUUACAACGAAACAGCAUGGAAUUAACAAUUAACUUAAAACUGCCUCAAGUAAAAUAUUUAACCACC
This is a messenger RNA of Carassius gibelio (silver crucian carp), 1987 nucleotides long. It is a transcript of the gene ywhae1, whose product is annotated as tyrosine 3-monooxygenase/tryptophan 5-monooxygenase activation protein, epsilon polypeptide 1. The record is from RefSeq and is a predicted model, not a curated record. The transcript is spliced from 6 exons. Gene Ontology annotation, biological process: signal transduction. Gene Ontology annotation, cellular component: cytoplasm. Lineage: Eukaryota; Metazoa; Chordata; Actinopteri; Cypriniformes; Cyprinidae. Bases 194 to 961 code for a protein of 255 amino acids.